This is a messenger RNA of Pygocentrus nattereri (red-bellied piranha), 6168 nucleotides long. RefSeq names its product ATPase phospholipid transporting 8B5b (gene atp8b5b). The record is from RefSeq and is a predicted model, not a curated record. Bases 349 to 3918 code for a protein of 1189 amino acids. NCBI's taxonomy places the organism in Eukaryota, Metazoa, Chordata, Actinopteri, Characiformes, Serrasalmidae. Gene Ontology annotation, biological process: phospholipid translocation; Golgi organization. Gene Ontology annotation, cellular component: plasma membrane. The transcript has 28 exons. Gene Ontology annotation, molecular function: ATPase-coupled intramembrane lipid carrier activity; ATP hydrolysis activity; ATP binding.
UGUGCUUCUCCAUUUCCUUCCAGCUACAGGUGCGUCCACACUCCCCCCACUAUACUUCCUCACUCCUUGACCUCUGACCUUUUCUCCUGACCGCACCUAACCCCGACCUGAGGACCUUUCCUUAACCUUCAUCUGGACCAUCCACUAGAUCAUUUAGACCUGCUGUGGCCAGGUGGAGUGGACAAAAGUGUGUUACAGUGUUGCACUGUGGGAAUUGUAGUCCACAUCACUUUGUUCCUGUUCUGGUGUAUAAGUGGGUGUGAAGUUUCGCCUGAGACAAGACUUUUUCUUCAGGAACUGAAUGAGAUAUUUCUGGCUCAGCAUGCAGCUGGAUGUGUAGCAUGAAAGAUGGACUCUGUGCUGUCAGCAUGUGGACUGAACGGUAAAAAAGAGAAAGUACAAGAGGAGAGGCACCUACGAGCUAAUGACAGAGAAUUUAAUCUUUCCUUCAAAUAUGCUAACAAUGCCAUCAAAACGUCUAAAUACAACAUCUUCACUUUCCUGCCCCUCAACCUGUUCGAGCAGUUCCAGAGGCUGGCCAAUGCCUACUUCGUCUUCCUGUUGAUCCUGCAGCUGAUUCCAGCGAUCUCCUCUCUCUCCUGGUUCACCACUGUGGUUCCUCUGCUGCUGGUGUUGUGCAUCACUCUGGCUAAAGAUGGCACUGAUGACAUUAACAGACACAAAAACGACAGACAGGUGAAUAACCGCAGGGUGGACGUUCUCAUUGAUGGACAGCUGAAGAGUGAGAAAUGGAUGAAUGUUCAAGUUGGAGACAUCAUUAAGCUGGAGAACAACCAGUUUGUCACAGCUGAUCUGCUUUUACUGUCCAGCAGUGAGCCUCUGAACCUGGUCUACAUCGAGACUGCUGAGCUGGAUGGUGAGACUAAUCUGAAGGUGAAGCAGGCUCUGACAGUAACAGGUGAUUUGGGAGACAACAUUGACACACUGGCUGCCUUUGAUGGUGAGGUGCACUGUGAGGCUCCAAACAACCGUCUGGAUAAGUUCACAGGUACGCUAACAGUGCAAGGAGAGACCUACGCUCUGGAUAAUGAGAGGAUUCUGCUCCGAGGCUGCACUCUACGCAACACUGAGUGGUGCUUUGGCCUGGUGCUGUUUGGAGGCCCUGACACAAAACUGAUGCAAAAUUCAGGGAAGUCUGUAUUCAAGCGCACAAGCAUUGACCACCUGAUGAACGUUCUGGUUCUGUUUAUAUUUGGACUUCUGGCUUGCAUGUGCACCACUCUGGCCAUUGGUAAUGGGAUUUGGGAGCAUCAGCAGGGCACCUCAUUUACAGCCUUCCUCCCACGGCAGGACGGGGCAAACGCAGCCUUUUCUGGAUUCCUCUCCUUUUGGUCCUAUGUCAUCAUCCUCAACACUGUUGUGCCCAUCUCACUCUACGUCAGUGUGGAGAUCCUCAGACUGGGGAACAGCUACUUCAUUGACUGGGACAGGAAGAUGUACCACACUAAGACUGAUACUCCAGCCCAAGCUCGGACUACUACCUUAAAUGAGGAGCUCGGGCAAAUAAAAUACAUCUUCUCCGAUAAGACUGGUACCUUGACCCAGAACAUCAUGACCUUCAACAGGUGCUCCAUCAAUGGGAAAUCAUACGGUGAAGUUGUGGAUUUCUCUGGGCAGCGGGUAGAGAUUACUGAGAAGACAGAGAAAGUAGACUUUUCAUGGAACUCGCUGGCAGACACAAAAUUUUGUUUCCAUGACCACGCGCUAGUGGAGGCGGUAAAGCAGGGUUCCUCAGAGGUUCAUGCUUUCUUCCGUCUGCUUGCACUGUGCCACACUGUCAUGCCAGAGGAAAAGACUGAGGGUCAGUUGUUCUACCAGGCUCAGUCUCCUGAUGAAGGAGCUCUGGUCACCGCUGCAAGGAAUUUUGGUUUUGUGUUUCGCACUCGUACCCCUGAGACGAUUUCUGUAGUGGAGAUGGGGAUCAACAUCACAUAUGAGCUGCUGGCAGUGUUGGACUUCAACAAUGUCCGCAAAAGGAUGUCUGUCAUUGUUCGCAGUCCAGAUGGAAGGCUAACUUUGUAUUGCAAAGGUGCAGACACCAUCAUCUACGAGAGGCUCCACCCCUCCUGCUCCAAAGUCAUGGAGGUCACCACUGAGCAUCUCAAUGAGUAUGCUGGUGAAGGCUUGCGGACUCUGGCUCUGGCUUAUAAGGACUUGGAUGAAGCAGAGUUUGAGCAAUGGAGAGAGCGCCACCAUGAAGCCAGCACUGCACUGGAGGACCGUGAGGAAAAAUUGGAUGCCAUAUAUGAAGAAAUCGAAAAGGACCUUAUGCUCAUAGGGGCGACUGCAGUGGAGGAUAAGCUGCAGGAUGGAGUUCCUCAGACCAUUGAACAACUUGCCCAGGCUGACAUCAAGAUUUGGGUCUUAACUGGUGACAAACAGGAAACGGCUGAGAAUAUUGGCUAUUCUUGCAACAUGCUCCGAGAAGAGAUGACAGAGGUGUUCAUAAUAGCAGCCGAUACAGCAGAGGGCGUUAAAGAAGAGCUAGUGACUGCCCGAAAAAAGAUGUCACCUGAUUCACCAGAGGAGCCUCCCUUUCUAAAGAGCAGGUUUAGGGGUCAAAAAUCACAGGUGGUGCUUGAUGAGGAGUCAAACGGAGAGUAUGGCCUGGUGAUUAAUGGACACAGCUUGGCUUAUGGUCUGCAGAAGGACUUUCAGCUGGAGCUGUUGCGGACGGCCUGUAUGUGUCAGACGGUAAUAUGCUGCAGGGUCACUCCCCUGCAAAAAGCCCAGGUGGUUGAGCUGGUCAAGAAGUACAAGAAAGCCGUUACACUCGCCAUUGGAGAUGGAGCAAAUGAUGUCAGCAUGAUCAAGGCUGCCCAUAUUGGAGUGGGUAUCAGUGGUCAGGAGGGCAUGCAGGCUGUUCUUUCCAGUGAUUUUUCCUUUGCUCAGUUCCGAUACCUACAGCGUCUCCUGCUGGUCCAUGGCCACUGGUCUUACCUGCGUAUGUGCAAGUUCCUGUGUUACUUCUUUUACAAGAACUUCAGCUUCACCUUUGUGCACUUCUGGUAUGGAUUCUUCUGCGGCUUCUCAGCCCAGACGGUGUAUGACGAAUGGUUUAUCACAAUGUAUAACCUGGUGUACACUGCAUUACCCAUCAUUGGCCUCAGUCUUUUUGAUCAGGAUGUAAAUGACCGUUGGAGUAUGCAGUACCCCCAGCUGUAUGCCCCAGGGCAGAAGAACCAGUACUUCAAUAAAAUGACCUUUGUGAAGAUCCUCCUGCACAGCUGCUACAGCUCCCUCAUCCUUUUCUUCAUCCCCUAUGCUGCUAUGCAAGACACUGUCCGAGACGAUGGCAAAGACAUUGCGGAUUACCAGUCUUUCGCCUUGCUGGCCCAAACCUGCCUGCUUGUUGUUGUGAAUGUGCAGCUUGGUCUGGACACGUACUACUGGACAGCAGUGAAUCAUUUUUUCCUGUGGGGAAGUUUGUCUGUGUUUUUUGCCAUCACCUUCACGAUGUACAGCAACGGCAUGUAUCUCAUCUUCACCUCCUCUUUCCCCUUCAUCGGUACUGCAAGGAAUUCUCUGAACCAGCCCAACGUCUGGCUGACCAUCUUCCUGACCACCCUCCUGUGUGUGCUGCCUGUAGUGGCUCUUAGAUUUCUGCUCAUUCAGCUCCGGCCAACCAUUAACGACAAGGUGCGCUAUAAAGUGAGGCAGGCCAAAGCGGUGCUCCCUCCUCCUCCUCGCCGGUUCCCACGGCGACGCAUCAGCACCCGUCGCUCUGGUUACGCCUUCUCCCACGCUCGUGGCUAUGGUGACUUGGUAACAUCGGGUCGCUUCCUGCGCAGGCCAGUGAAGACCAGGCUAACAUUGUUCCCCUUAGUGGAGUCACCUUUAGCAGAAAACUCACCACAGACCUACCGGAGCAUUGGAGAAGGAGCACAAAGAUCCUAACAGGCCUGACACUAGGGGGCACUCUCAGGGACACACAUAUUUUCUUUUCAAUACUUUUUAUGACAUGACCUUCACAAAAUUCAACUCGCCACUUGGAAGUAUAUCAGAACUACAUUACAUACAUAGCUACUCACAGCUUGAGUAGGGAAACGGCACAACAAGGAGCAUAACACACUCGCGAGAAAAGUCUGAACAUAACAUACAUCGAUUUUAUGAAUAAUUGCUUGACUAAAAGAUUUGCUUUAGAACUGUGGUGUUUUGCCUUUAUUUAUUUCUUGUUAGAUAGAUGUGUAGCUUUUAGCUUGCUAGCUAUCUAGCUAGCAGAGUAUAAUAAUUAAGUUGUAUCAGUAGUCUGCAAUCGAAAACCCAUUCUGAACAUAGCAAAUUGAAUGUUAUUUUAAAAUAUUCAACCAGUAUUUUUAUUGCUGUGUCUUAUAAAGUAGUUUAUCCUCCAAAUGGAAAUGCAGCAGGUUACAAUGGUUUCAAUGAAGCAUUGCCCCUCUGAGAGCUCAUCUAAAACUUUACUUGAAUUAAUACAAUAAUAGAAUGUCCCUUAAGGAUUAUCCCCUGAGGGGCAAUAGUGAGGCCAAGUUAACGAGGGCUUGUUUAAAACAGUACUGGAACAUGCAGUUAAUGUUUUUUGGGCAAAGGUGUAGUCCAUCUGAUAUGCAUGGUACCAUGUACCCACUAGGAAAUUAAUGAGAUUAGCAUAUACUUGCUUAAAAAUGCCCAGUCUCCACUCGUUAUUGUCAUUGUGAAAUAUUGAAAGCAAAGUACUGAAUUGAUGCUGACAGUUUUGAAUGACUGAAAUCAAAACCUUCUACAACUCUACAGUUGGGACCUUGGCUAAACCCUUCCCCCAAAUACUGGUUGUCCAGUCAAUGCCUAGACAUUGCAAGUUUUCAGUAAAAUAUGCUGCAGCUGGAACAGUAAAUCAGAAUCCCGAUAUGCCAAGUGUUUGGAGUAAAAUGUUCCCAUUUCUAAAAGGAAAGCACAGAUGAAGAGGUCUGGAGGGAAGAAUUUGAAAGACUUCUACAAAUUGAAAAAUCACAGAGAACAUGUAGACUUCUGGUUUAAUGCAUGUGGCUUGGUUAGCUAACUAGCAAGCCUAAUUGACAUCUUAUGUUCUAUGUGCCUUUAACACGUUCUGUUAAAUUGUUCCUUGUGAAAAUAGCAUGAAGGUAAGGCUGUGAAUUUGAUAUAGACAGAAAAUGUACAUUUUCAAAUUUUAAAACACCUAAAAAGUCUUGUUAACCACAUAAGUGUCAAAAAGGAAGUUCUUUUGAUUGGUUAAAAGUGGAGAGAGUGUGAGGGUCUUUUGCAUGGGUGCAGCUUGAGGGUGUAUAGCUGUUGUAUUGAUAAGAAGGGGGAUCUACAGGUUACUCAGACUGCCUGAUGCUGUGAUUUUGCCUCUUUUUAAAUUCUGUUUAAUGUGAUGUGUCAUGUUGGUGUUUCAUGUCUGAAAUGUCUAUGAUGUUGUGUAGACUGCAUGUGUCAAAUUGCAGUCCAGAGGCCCACAACACUGGUGGUUCUUUCUGUGGUCAUCCUAAGUAUAUAAUUCACAUGCAAGAUAUAGGAGAGGACCUAUGACUAAACUAGACUAAAUGUACUUAAAUUAAAUGGUAGAUUGUUCAGUGUUGAUGUUUUCAGUGUGAAAUUGCGCUUAUUAACAUACAAACAUUUUUCAUGACUGUCUUAUCCAGGUAUGACAGUAAUUAUAAAGCUUGCUGUAUAUGCAAAAUGUUAUAAAGUUAUAUUUAAAAAAAAAUACAUAAUCUCUCCUGGCAAGUUUCCAAAAGCUUGUACAUGGCUGUAAAGAGUCACCUAUAUCUACAAAAUCACAAAACAGUAUUUUGUUAUUUAAUAUAUGUAUAACUAAUACAACCUACUUAAUACAGUUUACAGCUUUUUAAAGUUCUUUAAUCCAUUAUCUUCAUGUGUUAAAGCAUUGAAGAAUGUAAACUCCACAGCGCUGUGGAAGUUCAGGACUGCGGUUUGACACUCCUGUCUGGACACUGGAUACUGUAAAGCAAAACUUGAGCUGAUGAGAGAUUAUAUUUUGCUGUCCUAAUGCAUGUAGUUUCGUUUAGCCUACUGUUCUCUUUUAAUUUAGCUGUGCUAAACAGGUUUUCAGGAUGUGUGAUAUUUAUGUUUGGCUUUAACUGAGGUACCACUGACAUUGACCUGCUCAUUUGAAAGUGUCAUCAUGUUUUGUAUGCUGAUUGAUUCAAUAAAUUUUGUUGAAUUACA